Molecule: messenger RNA, 1911 nt
Organism: Moneuplotes crassus
Lineage: Eukaryota; Ciliophora; Spirotrichea; Euplotida; Euplotidae
Source: the annotation of a GenBank genome assembly
AGCAUGGCUAAUCCUAAUGGGAGUAAGAGAAUUCAUAUUCCAACUACAGUUCAUCCUAAUGAGAUUUUUGCAAGAAAUAAUUCUGUUACAAAAGUUAGUGGAGGUUCGAGCAGAAUGUCGAGACUGAGUGUAGCUGCUAGUAGGGAUUCAAGAGGAAAUUUGAAUGAAACUGGCAGGCAACUUAAUCAGACAGUUGAUUUUAGAAACUCUAGGUUAAAAUCAAAUAGAGCAGAUAGAAGUUCGACCAGAUAUAGAAACAAACCACAAGAUCUAAAUCAUUAUCAACCCACAGCAACUCAAAACUACAGAGACUUAUCUCAUAGAAGUGAGCGGAAAUCACGAAGAAGCCAAAUUUCUGCCACUCUAAGUCGUCCUAGAGCUAGUAGGAGAAAUGCUACCAUCCUAUCAGCAUCAGUAGAUGGUUUUAGACAAAAUAGUAACGAAAAACUUGUUCCUAACUCAAAAAGACACCUCCCAAUAAACGUUAGAAACGGUGUUUUUGAUGAAUGGGCUGCUAUAGUUAAACACCAAGAUGAAAUAGAUAGAGAAAUCAAACGCUUACAGGACCAAAAAUAAAAGAGAAAGACAACUGAAAUACCGUAAAGACCUUGACCAACAAAAUUCCGAAUUCCAAUCUCGUAAGAAAGGUGCUCUUAACGAGGAACAACGACGACUCGAAGAGAUUGUCAACCUAAACAUCCAACGACAAAAAGAAAAGGAUGAAAAAGAGGAAAAAUUGAAGAAAGAAAAGCUAGAAACCCUUAAAAACGACACACUCACCAGCAUCCAAGAACAGAAGGAACUCAAAAGGUAUGAAGAACAGAUGAAGAAGUACCAAACUGAACUUCUGAAGAAGAAAGCUUACGACGAGGACAGAAUCUUUUCUAAAAAUAAAAAGUUUGCAAGAGUUUCAAAGAUUGAGCAAGAGAGCCAGUACCGUAAAUUCCUUUCCCAGCAAGUCGCUGAGAAGCAAAAGAUCUUCCAACAAAAUGUGAAGAAAGAUGCGGAAUUUGGCCUCCUCGAAAGACGCAAGCUGGAGAAGGAAGACCAAAACAGAAGAGAUUUCUUUAAUAAUAUAAAGGAAAUUCAGCUGAAGAAGGAAAAGGCACAAAAUUUAGCAGAGUUUAUCUCUCAGGACCCUGUCUCGCUUAAAAUGAAACGUGAUGAAGAUACUUAUAUCAGGAAUAUAGAAAUAGAGAAUGAGAAAGCUCUUAAAAGGGAAAAUGGUGAAAGAAACAAACGCAAGCUUGAAAAUUUGAGAAAUACUCAGAUUUUGAAUUCCCAGAUUAAGGAGAAAGAAGCUCAAAGAAGAGCACUUCAGCAGGAAGCUGCUAGAAUUGCUGAGAGUAUGGCCCAGGAAGCUAAAAAUCAAGCUGAAUAUCAGAAGAAGUUGGAGGAGCAAGCAAAGAUGAUGAAAUAUAAAUGCUUCAAGGACCUCAAAGAGCAAGUUCGAGAAAAUAAUGAAAAGAAAGCUUUCUCUCAGUUAAUGACUGAUCAUGAGAAAAAGGUGAAUUCUGAAGACAUGAAUGCUUUCCAGAAUUAUGAUAACAGGACGCUCUACGCUCUAGUUCCUGGUUAUGACUCCUAUAACAAACAAGAAGAUUAUAUUGACAAAUCAAUGAAGCUUGAAAACUUAGAACAAGUUCGUAUCGGGAAGAAGUCUGGGUCUAACUUCAAUCCUCACCGAAGCCAGGAGUUAAAGAAAAGAUCUGGAAAUCCUCCUGUUUCUGUUCAGCCUCUUUCAAAUAUAGAGAUCCUAAAUAAUAAGGAUGAGGAUGGUUCUGUCAGAAGGAUUGAUGUGAAGAAGUUUGUCCCUAAAGUUGUCAAAAAGAUGUCUUAUGCUGAAAGCAAGAAGUAUCGUGCAAACACCUUGAACAAUUCUUAUGGAGGUUUAGAAGUAAAAUAAAUUCA